Musca domestica (house fly) is the source of this 1176-nucleotide messenger RNA. RefSeq lists its product as uncharacterized. Lineage: Eukaryota; Metazoa; Arthropoda; Insecta; Diptera; Muscidae. Bases 1 to 1176 code for a protein of 391 amino acids. The transcript has 2 exons. The record is from RefSeq and is a predicted model, not a curated record.
AUGAAAGGUGUGGCUGAGUUUAGUGCAAAAAAAUUAUUUAUUGUUCUCGCCUUGGUGGCUGCUGCCUCUGCCCAACUCAGCAGUGAAUACUUGCCACCUGUAGCUGCCAGCACCACCUAUGAAGUUGCUGCCAAUGCCCCAGUUGCUGCUGCCGCCGCUCCAGUUACAUCUUACUUGGCCCCAGCUGCCUCUUUUGAUACCGUUGAGAUUGCUGCUCCAGCUCAUAGUUAUUCCAAUGCUGAGGGUUAUCGUUAUAAGACCCAAAAACGUCGUAUUGUCAAAACUGCUCGUCGCCAUCGUCGUGACGUGUCUACCGAAUACUUGCCACCUGUAGCUGCCAGUACCACCUAUGAAGUUGCAGCCGCCGCUCCAGUCACAUCCUAUUUGGCCCCAGCUGCCUCAUUUGAUACCGUUGAAGUUGCUGCUCCAGCCCAUAGCUUCUCCGAUGCUGAGGGAUACCGUUAUAAGACCCAAAAGCGUCGUGUUGUCAAAACUGCCCGUCGUCAUCGUCGUGAUGUAGCCACUGAAUACUUGCCACCUGUUGCUGCCAGCACCACCUACGAAGUUGCUGCUGCUGCUCCAGUUGUUGCUGCCGCCUCUCCAGAUACUUCCUACCUGUCUCCAGCUGCCUCCUUCGAUACCGUUGAAGUUGCUGCUCCAGCCCAUAGCUUCUCCGAUGCCGAAGGCUAUCGUUACAAGACUCAAAAGCGUCGUGUCGUCAAAACUGCUCGUCGCCAUCGUCGUGACGUGUCUACCGAAUACUUGCCACCUGUAGCUGCCAGUACCACCUAUGAAGUUGCAGCCGCUCCAGUUGCUGCUGCUGCCGCUCCAGUAACAUCCUACCUGGCCCCAGCUGCCUCUUUCGAUACCGUCGAAGUUGCUGCUCCAGCCCACAGCUUCUCCGAUGCCGAAGGCUAUCGUUAUAAGACCCAAAAACGACGUGUUGUCAAAACUGCCCGUCGUCACCGUCGUGAUGUUUCCACUGAAUAUUUGCCACCAGUAGCUGCCAGCACCACCUAUGAAGUUGCAGCUGCUGCUCCAGCUACUUCAUACCUGGCUCCAGCUGCCUCUUUUGAUACCGUUGAAGUUGCUGCUCCAGCACACAGUUUCUCCGAUGCCGAGGGAUACCGUUAUAAGACCCAUCGCAGCCGUGUUCUCCGUCGUCAUCGUAUUUAA